UGGUGGUGGUGGUGGUGGUGGUGGUGGUGGUGGCUGUGAUGAUGAUGAUGAUGAUGAUGAUGAUGAUAAUGGUGCUUAGGUGUGUUUUGUGAGGGAGAGGUGGAAGAGGAGGAGGAUAGGUAAAAGGAAAAAGGAAAAUGAGAGAGACGGGAGGAUGGAAGAGGAAAGAAGGAAGGAAGGAAGGAAGGAAGGAAUUGGGAGGAACGGAAGGCACCCAGGCAGGCACCCAGACAGGCAGGCAUCGGUUGUCGUUGUCCGUCCGUCGUCUUGUUGGGGGGUUGGGCUGCGCCUGCCGGGCCGGACCGUCAUCUGCGAGCGAGCGAGCGUCGGGGCCAGCCGUAGGUAAGCUAUCACUAAUCAAUCUUAUCGACUCAUCGCAUAUUGUGUGCAUCUAUCCGACGUCCCCGGAUGCUGCUUGCCUUGCCUUGCCUUGCCUUGCCUUGCUUUGCUUUGCUUUGCUUUACUUUGCUUUGCUUUGCUGCCUGCCUGCCUGCCUGCCUUUGAUCUCUCGCUGCCUGCCUGGGGACCUGGCUAUUGAUAUCCGCUUCUAUUCUUGGCUCCCCCAGUGCCCACCCCUCCCCCCCUCCCCCCUCCCCUCUUCCCGCCUUUCGCUUCCCGCAAACGGCAAAUGGUCAGGCCCAAGUCCACGUCCCACACACCGCUUGGCCCUCUGUGGGAAAUCCUUCUCGGCUGAUGACGCGCCUCGCUCCCUUCUCUCCACCCUUUUGACCUCCGCCCCCGGCUCAACUCGUUCCCACCGCCAGGGCCCCGGCUGGACCUUGUUCUUCCUUGGUCUGUUGACUGGUUGGUCAGCAGCCCGCCACGCCCCUCGACGUCGAUGACUGACGACGCCGUCGCCGCCUUCCGGCCCCAAUCGCCAACCCAUUGGCAACCGUGCCGCACCGCUUGCCGCAUCCGGCCCGCCUCCCGUCCCUGCACCCAAUCGCCCAGAACCGUCCCGCCGUUCCAUCCACUGGUGCUGCAGCCUGCACCGCCCCCUCCUCCCCGACC
This is a messenger RNA of Aplosporella prunicola CBS 121167, 1011 nucleotides long. RefSeq lists its product as uncharacterized. The record is from RefSeq and is a predicted model, not a curated record. The coding region runs from base 138 to 842 and encodes 234 amino acids. The transcript has a single exon. Lineage: Eukaryota; Fungi; Ascomycota; Dothideomycetes; Botryosphaeriales; Aplosporellaceae.